Cladocopium goreaui is the source of this 879-nucleotide messenger RNA. Lineage: Eukaryota; Dinophyceae; Suessiales; Symbiodiniaceae. The record is from the annotation of a GenBank genome assembly.
AUGGGUGGUGGGAAAAGAGGUGCCAGGCAUGAGGCCAAGCCUUGGGUGGAUGUUGGCUUGUUAUACAAGUGCUUGGAAAAGCACCAGAAGUUGCUUGCUGACAUGAAGGCAUAUGAACAUGUCAGUUCCCAGGCAGCACCUAAUGCCAAAGCCCUCCUGGAUCUGAAAGACUUGUGGGCUGGAUUGCUAGAGCUCUCACCACAGGGCAGCAUCCAUUCCCAGCCUCUGAGGCAAGCCUUGGUCAGCUUACUGACCACUAUUCCAGACUUGAAUUCUGGAAAGCAUAGUGGUGCUGUCUGGGCAAACCUCAAGAUAGAGAGGCUCAAUUGCAUGCUGAAGCAUGUAAGGCAGUUGGGGAGGAGCACAAAUGCCUUGGGGCCAGCUGCCUGCCAAUUGACAAGGCUUGGAUGCCAAAGUCUUUUGGAAGGCUUGGAAAAGCUGCAGACUGCCCCUGGCCCAAAUGCUGACCCUGGGGAUGCAGAGGUGGUGCCUGAGAACCCAGGGGCUGAACAUGUGGAGCAGGAAGAGGAGGAGCAGAGGCUUGAAGAAGCCUGCUGCAUCUCCCCAGCUUGCCAACAGAAGGCCAAGAGGGCCCACAAACAGUGGAGUGCCUUGGAGCAGGCAGACCCCAGCUCCCCAAGCCAUUUGGUCAGCCAUCUGGAAGCCUUGGAAAAGGCCAAGGAUUUGGGAAAGUCCAAGGCCAAGCCCAAGGCCAAGGCAAGCCAGAGAAAGGACUUGGAAAAGUCCAAGGCAGUGGGUUUGGACAAGCCUACUGCCAAGCCCAAGGUGGUGGUUGAUUGGCACCAGACCUUGGAGAACUCUGGCAGGGUCAGCAGUGAAGACCUCUUUGCUUUGGAGCAACUCCUGGACAAAAGCUGA